ACAAACGAAAUAUUAAUUCCGGGAGAAAACCAACAUGAACUAUUCCAAAUUUAUAGUUUUAUUAACCAGUUAUUUGCUGAUAUUUUGCCAACCAACUGCAGCACAAUUUGGUGGUAUGGGAUAUCCUUAUGGUGGCAUGGGCGGUAUGUUUGGUUAUCCAAAUUAUGGUUACUAUCCUCAAUAUCCAAUGUAUGGUUCAUAUCCCUGCUACACAAGUAUUUACUGCGGCGGUGGCUACUAUGGUUAUGGUGGUUAUCCUUAUUACGGAAACAGUUUCAGGUCCGGUUUUUCCAGCAGUACUAGCAGUGGUUUUUCUACAUCUUUUGCAUCGAAUGGCGGUUUCUUUGGUUAA
Messenger RNA from Lucilia cuprina (Australian sheep blowfly), 352 nucleotides. RefSeq names its product shematrin-like protein 1. The transcript is spliced from 2 exons. Bases 35 to 352 code for a protein of 105 amino acids. Lineage: Eukaryota; Metazoa; Arthropoda; Insecta; Diptera; Calliphoridae. The record is from RefSeq and is a predicted model, not a curated record.